Molecule: messenger RNA, 1242 nt
Organism: Vitis vinifera (wine grape)
Lineage: Eukaryota; Viridiplantae; Streptophyta; Magnoliopsida; Vitales; Vitaceae
Exons: 3
Coding region: 1-1242 (413 amino acids)
Source: RefSeq, a predicted model, not a curated record
AUGACAUUUGAAGAAUUCACUCAGAAGGUCUUAGAAAAAUUCGACAUUUCCCUUCAUGUGAUGAGGAUGCACUACACCCUCAAGUUUAACCCUAGAGUCAUCCAAGAUUUAGAAGAUGAGGAUGACUUGGAUAACGUGGUUUCCCACAGUGAUGACUUUGCAAAUGUGUACAUAGUCGAGUCACCCGGUGUGGAAGCCAUAGAGGCAAAUAUACCGAAUACACAGUUGGCACUUGGAGGUCCACAUCCUACGUUUCCUUCGUCUAAUGCAUCAUGCGAUGCAAAUCCUAAUACUAUGAUGUUAUUAAGAGGUUUUGCAUCGCGUUGUGCAGAUACUGAGUACACCCUUUUGGAAUCGAAUCGGUUUCGUGAGGCAAUAUUAGGUUCCGGACAUACAUUUAAGAAUGCAGAUGAGUUUCGGAAUGCAAUAUACCAAAUGUCAUUAGCUGGAAGGUUUCAAUACAAGUACAAGAAAAAUUCACCUACACAUAUGUCAGUAAAGUGUUCGGUUGAGGAUUGUCCUUGGAAGAUAACAACUCAUGCUGUUGAAGGAAAUGAAAUAUUGCGAGUUUAUACUUACCAAGUUAAUCAUAAUCAUAUAGCUCAAGAUGAGUGUUCAUCUAAGGUACGGGUUUCUUCCAAGAGAGGUGCUGUUGUUGUUGAAGACGUGUUUAGAACAACUCUAGAAUACCUUCCUCGACAAAUUUGCAAGGAUUUUGAACGUGAUCAUGGAGUUCAAUUGACUUAUAACCAAGCAUGGCAUCUUAAAGAGAAGGCAAAAGAGCGUGUAUAUGGAUCUCCACGUGCGUCCUACGCGUAUUUGCCUUGGUUAUGCCAUAGGCUAAGGGAAAUUAACCCUGGAACUAUUGCCGAGUACACUUCUCAUGAAGGUCACUUCAAGCAAUUGUUCAUUGCCCACGCAUUUUCAAUUCAAGGGUUCACCAUGGGGUGUCGACCGAUAUUGGCUAUUGAUUCUUGCCACCUAAGUGGUCCAUACAAAGGAGCUCUUUUGUCUGCCAUUGCAUAUGAUGCAGAUGAUGGAAUGUUCCCUCUAGCCUUGGGUGUGGUUGGUUCAGAAAAUUAUGAGGAUUGGUAUUGGUUCUUGGAGAAAUUGAAGGGGAUCCUAGAUGGUCAAGAAAAAUAUCCAAUCAUGGAUGUGGCUCCUGAGGUGGAGGAGGUGAUAUGUCCAGGUGAUGGUGGAUUUGAGAGAGCAUGGCGGAGUGCUGGAAAUUUCGCAAGGUGA